UAUACACUAGUUUAGUAGUCCUCACUUCCCAAAAAUCUCCCCCAAAUUUCCCCACCCAAAUGGAGGGAGUGAAGGUGAAACCCGAAGGCGAACACACCUACCGCCUCCCCGACUUCCUCCAAAGCGUGAACCUGAAACACGUGAAGCUCGGGUACCACUACCUGACAUCCCACCUCCUGACCCUCUGCAUCGCCCCGCUCAUGAUCCUCGUCCUCCUCCACGCCAUGCAGCUGACAUCAGACGACCUCCGCCAGCUCUGGGCCCACCUCCAGUUCCACCUCGUCUCCGUCAUCUCCGCCUCCAUGCUCGCCGCCUUCGCCUCCUCCUUCUACCUCCUCACCCGCCCCCGCCCCGUCUUCCUCCUCGACUACUCCUGCUACCGCCCCCGCGACGACCACAGCCUCCCUCUCCACUCCUUCGUCGACCGCCUCCGCCUCGCCGGCUCCUACGACGACUCCUCCGUCGAGUUCCAACGCAAAAUCUUAGACAAGUCCGGCCUCGGCGACCGCACCCAUCUCCCCGCUGCCAUCCUCAUGAUCCCUCCCUCCCCCUCCAUGAAGGCCGCCCGGGAAGAAACAGAGCAGGCCAUCUUCGCCGCCUUCGACUCCUUGCUUGCCAACACCAAGAUCAACCCCAAGGACAUCGGCAUCCUCGUCGUCAACUCCAGCCUCUUCAACCCCACUCCCUCCUUGUCUGCUGUCAUCGUCAACAGAUACAAGCUCAGAGGCAACAUCAAGACCUUCAAUUUAGGCGGGAUGGGCUGCAGCGCCGGCGUCAUCUCCGUCGAUCUCGCCAAGGACAUGCUCCAGCUCCACCGCAGCACCUACGCCGUCGUCGUCAGCACGGAGAACAUCACGCAGAAUUCCUACCACGGCGUGAAGAAAUCGAUGCUGAUCGCCAACUGCCUCUUCAGAGUCGGCGGCGCGGCCAUUCUCCUCUCCAAUAAGUCCUCCGACAAAAGGAGAUCCAAGUACGAGCUGGUGCACGUGGUGCGCACGCAUAAGGGGGCGGACGACAAGGCGUUCCGGUGCGUGUACCAGGAGGAGGACGAGGAGGGCAAGACGGGGAUUUCCUUAUCCAAGGAUCUGAUGGCGAUCGCGGGAGGGGCGCUGAAGACGAACAUCACGACGCUGGGGCCGCUGGUGCUGCCGGUGAGCGAGCAGCUGCUGUUCUUCGCGACGCUGGUGAUGAGGAAGGUGUUUGGGAUGAAGACUGUGAAGCCUUACAUACCCGAUUUCAAGAUGGCGUUCGAGCACUUCUGCAUCCACGCGGGGGGGAGGGCGGUGAUCGAUGAGCUGGAGGCGAACCUGCAGCUGUUGCCGGUGGAUGUGGAGGCGUCGAGGAUGACGCUGCACAGGUUUGGGAACACGUCGUCCAGCUCGAUUUGGUACGAGCUGGCGUACGUGGAGGCGAAGGGGCGCAUGAGGAAGGGGAACAGGGUGUGGCAGAUUGCAUUUGGGAGUGGAUUCAAGUGCAAUAGUGCUGUGUGGGUUGCGCUUAAGAAUGUUAAGCCACCCAAAGAUGGGCCUUGGGAGGAUUGCAUACAUGACUAUCCACUCAAACUCAAUUGAUCCAUCCAUCCAUGCAUGUUUGGUUCAAUACUAGCUAAUCCUACUACUGUAUUUGAUUUUCAUUAUGUUCACUUAAUUACAGCUUUCUUUCUUGUGUU
Messenger RNA from Salvia hispanica, 1669 nucleotides. NCBI's taxonomy places the organism in Eukaryota, Viridiplantae, Streptophyta, Magnoliopsida, Lamiales, Lamiaceae. The record is from RefSeq and is a predicted model, not a curated record.